AUGAAACUUGGAAUAUUAAGUGGUAUUAUUGGUGUUAUUGAUCAAAUACAAGCAGAUCAAUCCGUAUCAACAAAUACAAUUGAAAAACUCCAAACAGAGUCAAAUCGAAUUCAAAAGGAAAAAGAAAGUCUUGCUAAAGAAGUGCAAUCUCUUAAAUCUGAGAUCAAAAGAAGAGAAGAAAACAAUUUACCAAUAGGAUUCAUAUCCAAACUUUCAGAACUUAAAAAUUCAAAAGAUUUUGAUGAAAUCUACAACUUCUUUGUUGAAAUUUCAGAAAAAGGAACUCAACAGAUGAUGUCCAAAGCAUGCGAAGAAGGACUUUGGAAAAGAUGUAAAAGUGUUUCUGAAUUACCAAAUGUUCUUCAUGAGGCAUCAUUUACAGGAAACCUUAAACUUGUUAAAUCUUUGAUUGAAAGUGGUUGCGACAAACAUGCAAAGUGUUUUUACGGAUAUACUCCACUCAUCUGUGCAUCAAGAAAAAACAAUCUCGAAGUUGUUAAAUAUCUUAUCUCAGCUGGAGCUAAUAAAGAUUUAAAGGAUAACGAUGGAAGAACUCCACUCAUUCAUGCAUCAUGGAAUGGUCAUCUUGAAGUUGUGAAAUAUCUGAUCUCAGUUGGAGCUAAUAAAGAAGUAAUGGGUACAUAUAGUAGAGACACUGCAUUCUUUUAUGGAACAUCUCAUCUUGAAAUAGUUAAAUAUUUUAUCUCAAUUGGAGAAGAUAAAGAAGCAAGGAAUGGUUUUGGAGGAACUCCACUCAUUUGGGCAACAAUUUCGGGUCGGCUUGAAGUCGUUAAAUAUCUUAUCUCAAUUGGAGCUAAUAAGGAUGCAAAGGAUAAUGAAGGAAAUACUCCACUCAUUAAUGCAUCACUAUAUGGCCAUCUUGAAGUUGUUAAAUAUCUUAUUUCAGCUGGAGCUAAUAAAGAGGCAAAGCGUAGUGAUGGAAAAACAGCACUAUCAGUAGCAAGUGGUAAAGUUAGAGAAUAUUUAUUAUCUGUUGCAUAA
Messenger RNA from Trichomonas vaginalis G3, 1002 nucleotides. RefSeq names its product spectrin binding. The coding region runs from base 1 to 1002 and encodes 333 amino acids. The transcript has a single exon. NCBI's taxonomy places the organism in Eukaryota, Parabasalia, Trichomonadida, Trichomonadidae. Gene Ontology annotation, molecular function: protein binding. The record is from RefSeq and is a predicted model, not a curated record.